AUGAAUGAUACCAGCAAUUAUUCUUUAGGCUGUGAUUCAAUGUGUUUACUUGAGGAAAUAACAAGAGCUGCUCUAAAGACAACGUCACAUAGUGUAACUAGGAACUGUGAUGUUGUGAAGGCGAGGUUUGGACACAGAAAGGUUUUGCUUAUUGUUGAUGAUGUGAAUCACAUUGGCCAACUCAACGAUAUCAGUUUGAUUGCUAGUUGGUUUGGUCCGCGUAGUAGACUGAUCUUUGUCACCCAGGACAAGAGUUUAUUACUUGAUUCUGGAAUUAGGCAUCUCUAUGAAGUAGAGUCUCUAAAAUAUGAUGAAGCUCUUCAACUCUUUUCUCAAUUUGCCUUCAAACAGAUACACGUUCCUAGAGGUUUCGAUAGAUUCUCUGCUCGUGCUGUCUUUAUCACAGGUCAUAUUCCACUUGCCCUUAAAGUAUUUGGCUCCUUCUUAUACGGGAAAAACAACAAGGAAUGGGAAUAUGAGCUGCUUAGACUCGAAGCAUCACAAGAAAAUUGGAUUUCAGUAGUUUCUAGUUACAUUGGAGGGGACUUCUAUCGAAGACAGCCAACCAACUUAGAUCCAUACAUUGGAGGAGAAGACGAUGACGGAGAGGAAUUUCCUUCGUAUUACUUCGCUCUUGGAUGA
Messenger RNA from Arabidopsis lyrata subsp. lyrata, 642 nucleotides. Its product is annotated as disease resistance protein CHS1. Gene Ontology annotation, molecular function: ADP binding. The coding region runs from base 1 to 642 and encodes 213 amino acids. The record is from RefSeq and is a predicted model, not a curated record. The transcript has a single exon. Gene Ontology annotation, biological process: defense response. Lineage: Eukaryota; Viridiplantae; Streptophyta; Magnoliopsida; Brassicales; Brassicaceae.